Suillus discolor is the source of this 1640-nucleotide messenger RNA. RefSeq lists its product as uncharacterized. The record is from RefSeq and is a predicted model, not a curated record. The coding region runs from base 238 to 1422 and encodes 394 amino acids. Lineage: Eukaryota; Fungi; Basidiomycota; Agaricomycetes; Boletales; Suillaceae. The transcript has a single exon.
GGUGAUUGAGAAAAGCAAAGGAUAAUAGGAUUAGUAAGCCGUAGUCUUGACUGUCCUUUCAUCUCAACCACUACCACGAAAUCUAGAACUUCUGGGCCAUAACGGCUAGGCAACCACAAAGCACUCAUAGACAAGUACUUGCGUAGAAAUCGAUCCGAUCAUUCAAGACAUUAUCAAUACGCGUUCGCAUCCUCUAUAGACUCACUAUACCCAUUCAUUCAAGAUCUGAGCGGCACCAUGUCGCACGCCAGACACCAGUCCUCAUCGCCACGUAAGUCAAUGCGGGCGUCUGAACCUCUCUCGUCCCUGGAUCAGACUAUGCCAAAUGGGGCACAUUCACUGGCACAUGAACUCGCUGUUGCACUAAUGCCUGAGCCCGGAGGCGGGUCCCGAAUGCUGGCGGAGGAGUUUGGGAUUGAGUAUGAUGAAGGCGCGGAGGGCAUUGAUGAAAAUGACUGCGUACGUGGAAAUGAGGACCGUGAAGUGCACGUAGCAGGGGACAGUCUUGCGAACGAGAUUGGAAGCAGCCUAGCUGAUGAGAUGGGGGCCUCUAAUUUGGCGGAUGAACUAGGCGGGAGUGGGAGCGCUGAUGAGGACGCCGAUGAAGAUGUUGAAGACAGUCUAGAUGAGGAUGAUGGGGAUGACUCGCUUAUACCAAGAAGACCAGAGCAAGAUGCCAUGGAGAUUCUUGCACAAAAUCUUGCUUCAACAGAUCAAUUCCUUGCACAUUUACGCGCCGUCGAUGCUCUACCUACUUUAUCCUCCGCACACACCUCGGAUACUGCUCCAAGCGCACACGUCCUGGAAAGACUGGCAUCGGACAUGAUCCGUGCUAUCAACGAGGCCACAAAAGAGAGGGAAAGUCAAGUGCGCGAGCUCAUUGCCUAUGAGCGCGAAUUCCGCCGGCUUUCGACCGAGAUCGGCGGAAAUGACGUCCUCUGUGAGUUGGAUGACAUUGACGAGGGCGAGAGCGAGAGCGGACAUGCACCGACGAAGCUAGACACCGUCGCCGAGGAAGACGAGCUUGACUCAUCUUAUGCACCAUCCUUACCUUCGUCGCCCCAAAAGCCCUCUUUCACUGCACCCCAACCCUCCAGUGCUGCUGCACCGCUGCCGCACCUGGUGCAACUUAGAACACAUACAGCGGCCCUACUCUCAUCACUCACGACGAUAUCAGAGCAGGCGCAGGUGAAUGGAGCCGCUACAGCAGAUUCAGGUCGGCGGAUUCGUGCGCUGAAGAACCGUUUUGGUGGGUUACGCGGGGAGUGGGAAGGCGCGGAGCGCAGCCGUGGACGUAUUGAACGAUGGGAGCGGGAAGGCGCAUAUCUCAACUGCAGGAGAGUUGCUGAGGAACACAUGAUCGCAUUCCAACAGGCCAUAGAUGAGGCGGGGGUUAAGACACAGGCGAUUAUGGCGCGAUAGAUGGCAUGAUGUAGAAUGGACUUGACUACGCUGGAGGAUCGCUACAUAUCUAUUCACAUUCACUCACUACAGUAUUAUACCAGCACAUCAUUUAUUGUAUGUAGGACUGACUAGUCCGACGUCGGUCAUCUAUGCAGCACUUCGUUCCGGAAGAUAUGUAAGAGUUACAUUACACCAAAGUGUAUACACGGACGUGUCAAAAUUUCAACAAUUUCAAC